AUGAUUAAUUUGACUAUGAUUAUUGAGUAUAAUUAUCUUCUUUUUUUAGAGGCUGUUGAAUAUAUCAUAAAUCAUUCUGAAGUUCCAAUUGUGGUUGCUGGCGCUAAUCACAUCCCUGAACUUAUUCGAAUUGCGCCAAAGAUUCCCGUAAUGAAAGUAAUUAUUUCAAUGGAUGAAUUUGACGACGGUGCCGCUGCACCUGCGCCUAUUGAUUCAGUUUCUACUGGAAAAAUUUUAAAGGCGUGGGCACGUGAUAAUGGCAUUUUAUUAUUGGACUUUAAUGAGGUUGAAAAAUUGGGCCAACAACAUCCUCGUAGACAUAAUCCUCCUUCUCCGAGUGAUCUUGCUUUUAUUUGUUAUACUUCAGGUACAACUGGUACUCCAAAGGGUGCUAUGCUUACUCAUUCAAAUUGCAUCGGUGCGAGAAACGGCUUCGAUUUGUCCUGGAGGGUUUUUCCAAAUGAUCUUGCUCACGUAUUAGAACUUGGGGCUGAAAUGCUAAUGAUUUCCGGCGGUGCCAGUAUCGGUUACUUUCGUGGUGAUGUACUUAAUCUUAUUGACGACAUUGCUGAACUUAAACCUACCAUUUUUCCUUCUGUUCCGCGUUUGCUUACGCGUGUGCAUGCUAAACUUCAACAAAAUACCGUGUAUGCUCCUGGAAUUAAAGGCGCAUUAUCACGUAAAGCUAUUGCUGCAAAACUUCAAAAUUUAGAGGAUGGAAAAGGUUAUACUCAUGCCUUUUGGGAUAGAAUUAUAUUCAACAAGAUAAAACAAGUUCUAGGCGGUCGUGUAAGAGUAAUUCUUACAGGCUCUGCUCCUAUAGGUCCUGAAAUAUUACAAUUCUUGAGAGUUGCUUUUGCUUGUGACAUAGCUGAAGACUUUUUCUUAAAUUUAUCCUUCAUUUUAGGUUAUGGACAGACUGAAGGUGUUGCUGCUGCGACUAUUACCUUAGAGGGUGAGAAUAAAGUUGGACAUGUGGGAGAUGUACCAGAGAUGAAUUAUUAUUCAACUGAUAAACCUUAUCCUCGCGGUGAACUUUGCUAUCGCGGUCCAAAUAUCUUUGUUGGUUAUUAUAAAGAUAAUGCUAAAACAAAAGAAACAAUUGAUUCGGAAGGAUGGCUUCAUAGUGGUGAUGUUGCAUACCUCGAAAAUGAAUAUGUGAAUUCAAACUUGAUACUUCAAAUAUUUGUCCAUGGUGAUUCUCUUCGCAAUUAUCUUGUUGCUGUUGUUGUACCGGACCCUGAAACUUUUGUACCGUGGGCAAAUGCAUUGACCAACCAAAACGUUUCGUUGGGUGAUGAAAAAGGAUUAGAAAUUCUUGUUAAUGACAAAACUGUGAAAAGUGCUUUUUUGGAGCAUAUGAAUGAGAUUGCAAAACAAUCGAAACUUAAAGGUUUUGAAACUGUUAAAGCCAUUCAUCUCUCUGGUGUUCCAUUCUCAAUUGAAAACAACCUUUUGACUCCAACCCAAAAUAAGUAUGGUGAAGAAAUUGCGAGGUUGCGAGUAGCUGAGGGGUACGUGAAUCGAGCAUUUGAUCAACGUAAAAAUUUAAGAGAAGCUGUAAUAAAAGAUUUAGAGUCAUUACAUACAGUUGUUACUUCAAAUCUUAGCCGUGCUGUAAAAGAUAAUGAUAUUAUAUAUUUAAACACUAUUCCUUCAGCUUCAUCAUUACCUCAAAUUGGUCGGGCAAGUCUGGCUAGUCCAGCACUUCCUCCAGAAGUCAAUGAUCCAAUCUCCUUGAUGAAUGAAAGAUCUAUUUUGGGUCUUCCGUUGUUUGUAAAACUCGUUCCUUUUGCUGUUCAUCAGGCUCAUAGUGUAUAUUCCGAUCGUAAAGAAAGAUUGGUAAAGGAAGAAAUCUUAUUUAAAUUGAACGAGUUAACAAAUGAUCAGAUAAUUCCACAAUUAAUAUUGGCAAAUUCACAAGAUGUUCGCAAUGAAGGUGGUGUAACAAGACUGAAUGCAAUGUUUGAUAGCAUACAAGAUGCAUCUCCAAAUAACAAUCAAAUUUUAGAUGAGGCAUUAAAUAUUUUAGAUCAAGAGGCCAUGGAGGAUGAAGAAUGGGAAAAGAAAUUUGGAGAAAGAUGGACAAGAAAGAAAUCUACUGUAGCUAAUAAAGAUUUGAUAGAUCAAGGGUUAAAUUAUCAACAAAUUCUUCAACAAGCGCUCAAAGGUGACUUGGCAGUCAAAAAUAAAUUAGAGCAAUGGAGUCAACACAUUGAAUCAUUAGGUUCUGAUAGGGUGACCCAUGCUAAUAUUGGAGAACGUAAUAAGAAUAUUGAAGAAAUUAAAAAAGUUUCUAAUCUAGAUGACAUUGGUCCUAAAUUACUCAAAGAGGCUGCAAAAAUUACUGCUAAUGGUACUGCGAUAAAAAUCGAGCCGGCGCACUUUGAAGAACUGUUCAUUGAAGAGUUGAAAAAAUAUGAUAAAUAUUUGGAGCUUGUUCAGAGUGAAACUGAAAAUCAAGAAAAAUUGUUAAGCAAUAUUGAGGUAAAUAAAAAUAGUUAA
Racocetra fulgida is the source of this 2505-nucleotide messenger RNA. NCBI's taxonomy places the organism in Eukaryota, Fungi, Glomeromycota, Glomeromycetes, Diversisporales, Gigasporaceae. The record is from the annotation of a GenBank genome assembly.